AUGGAGAGGCGAGGGCGUGGUCGUCUUCAACCUCGAAACGUUUCUUCUCGAGAAUCAACGGUUUCUAGCACGAACAGGUUCGCUUCGAAACCCAACUCGACUCCCAAGUCCUCGAGCAGAGUUGCAAGUGGCGGUGAAAAAGCACAAAACGACGGCGUGGAUGACCCUUCCGACCUUCCAGCCAUUGUGGGUACUUGCCCUUUGAUGUGCCCAGAAAGAGAGAGAGCCCAGCGAGAACGGCUUCGAGAUUUAGCAGUGUUUGAGAGGCUAAAUGGAAAUCCUGCUCAAUCAUCUCCAGACCUUGCCGUUAAAAAGUUUUUCAGAACUAUAUCCACCAAACAAGUUGAAGCAUCAGAUGUCCGGCCGCUCCCUGUGUUGGAAGACACUUUAAAUUAUCUUUUAAACUUGUUUGAUUCUAGAGAAUAUCCCUUUGAAGUGGUUCAUGACUUCCUCUUUGAUCGAACAAGGUCGAUAAGGCAAGAUCUUAGUAUGCAGAAUAUUGUCAACAAUAAAGUAAUCCGCAUGUAUGAGAAAAUGGUCAAAUUUCAUGUGAUAUCUCUUCACAAGCUUCGGCGUUGUAGCAGUCAAAAUACUUCUUCAAUGAAUUACCUUAACAAGGAGCAGCUUGCAAAGACUCUGACAUCUCUAUUUAAUCUGUAUGAUGCAAAUCGAGAUUCCAAAUCUACAUAUGAAAAUGAAGCUGAGUUUUGUUCGUUUUAUGUGCUACUUCAUCUUGGUUCUAACGGCCAACCAAUGGGGGAGUCACUUUCUUGGUGGUUUCGUAAUGUUCCUUCCACGUUGAUGAAAUCUAAGGAAAUUUGCUUUUCCCGAAAGAUUUUACGAUUUUUCCGGAUAGGCAACUAUAAUUGUUUCCUAAGCACUGUAGCAGCUGAGGCAUCUUAUCUUCAAUACUGCAUUCUUGAACCUUAUGUCAAUGAGGUUCGAGCGCUAGCUGUGUCAUGUAUAAAUAAUGGUGGAUACAAGCUUCAUCCAUACCCGCUGGCAAACUUAUCCAAGCUCUUGAUGAUGACGGAAUCAGAUUUGGAAUCAUUUUGCAAAGCUUGUGGUCUUGAGAUUUGUACAAAUGAAGAAGGAUAUAAUUUGUUACCUACUAAGCAAACCACCUUUUGUCAUCCUAAGGAUGGGUUUCACAGCUAUAUAUUUGUGGGUUUGGAACAAUUUGAGAGCAAUUGCCCCUUAAGCAUGGUGUUUGAAUCGGGUUUGCAUGUAAUAAAUGCACAAAUCUUGUCCAAGGCAGGGAUAUGGCCCUCUUAUCAUCUUUUAUCCUGUAGACUUGUGGUACUCUCAAGCCAAAAAGAAAGUAGAGUGGUGUUGAAGAUUCUUCUGGAGAGCAAGUUCUGCUUCUUGCUUAUACGACGUUUAGGGCUGCAUGUAUUUAAUGUUCAAGUGAGAUUGACGACACAUCUCGUUGAAGAUAAGAAGCCAAUCCUUAGCAUGGUGGCGAGUUCCCAUUAUUCUAAGAGAAGAAAGAAGAGGUUCAAGUCUCCUGCCAAGAGGAAGGAGUUCUUGAAGAGGUUUCAGCCUUGGAGACAUUGA
Molecule: messenger RNA, 1557 nt
Organism: Prunus armeniaca (apricot)
Lineage: Eukaryota; Viridiplantae; Streptophyta; Magnoliopsida; Rosales; Rosaceae
Source: the annotation of a GenBank genome assembly